Messenger RNA from Anopheles coustani, 3660 nucleotides. It is a transcript of the gene yki, whose product is annotated as transcriptional coactivator yorkie. Gene Ontology annotation, biological process: positive regulation of transcription by RNA polymerase II; hippo signaling. Gene Ontology annotation, molecular function: transcription coactivator activity; protein binding. Gene Ontology annotation, cellular component: nucleus; cytoplasm. The transcript has 8 exons. The record is from RefSeq and is a predicted model, not a curated record. Lineage: Eukaryota; Metazoa; Arthropoda; Insecta; Diptera; Culicidae. The coding region runs from base 665 to 2248 and encodes 527 amino acids.
CAAAUCUCUCCAUCCGUCUCUCUCUGUCUCUCGCUUACUGCUUUACAACGGUAACCUGUCGAGAGGUCGAAAAUAAACAUCGACAGUUUUGGUGGUAGAACAAAAACGAUUCUCGAUUAUAAUUUUCCGUUCGCAAAGUUACACCAGUUGACGACUGGUGGGGAGAGAAACGAAAGUUGAGUGCAUCGUGUCCCGCGGUGCAUCGAAAUCAAACAUGUACAAAGGUGCAAAAGUGAAGUGCAGUGUUGAAUGUUAGAAGGAAUUAGAAAGAGGAUUUAAAAAAACGGAAAUAGUGCUAUUACUAGAAGAAGGUACCAAGUACCCUUAAACCAAGCAACCACAGUGAGCCUUCAACUCCCCUUAAGCUUUCGUUAAUCAAUUCGCCGGUUUGUUCGGCUGCAGUUAAACAACUUUUCAAACAGACAACAACAACAAAAUACUGCAUCUCUGCCACAGUUUGGAGUUCCACCGAACCACAGAAGCAAGAAGCGGGCAGUUCGCACAGCGCAGUGACCACCACCGAAAACGGGUUGUGCUAAGACAAGAAGGAGACAGAAUUACGGUGUGCAAGUCCAUUAGCCAGAACCGGCCAGAAGACUCGAACGACUGGUGUUACGAGGAGUUUGCAAACGCUGCACUCGCCGCUAGCUAGCACUUUAUCAACAUGGCAUACAACGCGCCCGGGGCCGGUGGUAGUGGGGCGGGUGCGGUUGCGGCCGCGGUGGCAGGGAACGGCACGGAGGACAACGAGCCGACCGGCGCAAGCAAAAAGAAGAACCUGAUCAUCCUGGUCGACAAAGAUUCGAACGAUAAGCUGAACGAGCUGUUCGACAAGACGCUCAGCAACAAGCUUCCGCUGCAGAUCCCGUACCGCAUGCGGAAGCUGCCGGAGUCGUUCUUCAUGCCGCCGUCGUCCGGCUCCAAGUCGCCGUCGGUGUCACAUUCGCGCGAAAACUCGGCCGACUCGGCGUUCGGCUCCGGCACGACAAUCCUUGGCGGCGUCACGGGCGUCACGACCGGUCCGAACGGGCUGCCGAUUCAUCACAGCCGCGCGCACAGCAGCCCGGCCUCACUCGGCAAGAUCCCGGUGGGCAUGGGCGGUCUCGGGGGUGGUGUGGUGGCAGCGGCCGUGGCGGCUGCAGCAGCGGCCGCGGCGGCCAGCGGGAACGGUGGUAAUGGCGGUGCCGGCGGUGGCGGCGGCGGAGGUGGCAGCGGCGGUGGUGCUGGCGUCGUCAAUGGGCAGAAGGCGGCGGCCGUGGCAGCGGCACAGAAUGGCCAGCAGAACGACGCUAGCAGUCUUGGGGCAGCUGUUCUGCAGCAGGCCGCCCUGUCCAAGGCGGCCAUACAGCAUUUGCACAGCCGCGGUCGGUCGUACGAUGUGUCAAACUUGCACGCCAACUUCGGCGAACUGCCGCCCGGCUGGGAGCAGGCCAAGACUCAGGAUGGUCGAAUCUACUACAUCAAUCACAACACAAGGACGACCACGUGGGAGGAUCCGCGCAUAACCGCCAUGCAGGAAAGCCUAUUCCAGCAGCAGUCCAGCGUAGAGACCCUCUUCAAUACCGGCUCACAGACCCUGCUCAGCCCCACGAUCUCCUCACCGACGCCGACCAACAAUGUGGUAUUUCCAGAUGCGAUUCAAAUGACAAAUGACACUCUCGCGCCGCCGAACGCCGCCGCACCGGCAUCGUCGAUGCUGCCCGCCGGCAGCAGUGUCGAUCUGGGCCCACUGCCGGAAGGAUGGGAAGAAGGCAUCACAGAGAAGGGCGAACGGUACUAUAUCAAUCACGCGACUCGGUCGACCACCUGGAGGGAUCCACGAUUGUCAAACCAAGAUUGGGCAGUGCAGGAGCAAACUGUCCGCCUGUACAACCUACAGCUUGAGAGGGAACGACUUCGAAAACGGCAGCAAGAGAUCAAAUCACAUAUGGGAGACGACCCGUUCCUGUCCGGUAUUGCCGAUCACACCCGCCAGGAGUCCGGUGACAGUGGCCUGAGCGAGUCCUCCAUGACGCAAUCUAUGCCUCACACACCCGACUUCCUCUCCAGUAUAGACGAUAGCAUGGAUGGUUUGAGUAUGACGGACAACACAAUGGACACCAUAGCGUUUGGAGAUAACCUGGAUACGACCGAAGGAUUUAUGCUGGACGAUCCGAUGCUGCUGGAAAAGAUCGACGCCGUCACCAGUUUGAAUCUGAUAGAUCCUACGAACAGUAAAACGGACAACACACUUUACGACAUCAUCUAACGUUCGACGGUGCACAGUAGUAGUCCACUACAGCACUACCUACCAACACCACCUCCACAAUAACCAUCAUCAUAAUCACCAUCCGGAACUUAUGCCACCAACAAACAAAACGGAGAAAACCCAUCCCAAAAUCAUCAUCGACCAUUUCGGCGCGUCUCUGGAGCAGCAUCGUACUACUUAUUGGGCUGAAUGAGUCACACCUGUACAACCCCCCGCUUAGACAAAACUGGGGUCAGGUGGCUUUACGCAAAAGUGCCACCGCUUGCCACCAUCACCGUUGCCGCAAUUAUCAUGUUUCCACCCUUCAAACGCAGUCUGCGGGCGGACGGGGUGGGAGAAUCGGUUCGAUAUCAGUGGCAGUGAUGGUGGGAAGCGAACCGAUCAACCGAUCGAAGAGAAGCCCCGAUCUGUUCUUUUCACUCUAGGAUCUAUUUUUAUUAGGGGUAUUUUUACCUUCUGUUUUGCUAUUAUUAUAUUAAUUAUUAUUAUUAUUGAUACUGCUAUCCAUAGUCUUACGGUUAGUUAUUAUUGUAAUUUUUAUUUUUAUUUUUUUUAUUAUUUCCAACGUUUUGUUCAAUUGGAAGCAAACACCGACGAAAGCAGUGUUGUAUUAGACUCAACAUUAUGAAACACAGCAGUGAAUGAAAACGGUUCAAGCAAGAAUACACAAAGUGAGAUAAAUCUUGAUAAGCCUAGAUAGACGAGAGGAAAAUAUCAGUUCAAGAAGCAAUUCAAGUGCCUUAAUGAAGUUGUGAAGAAGUUGAAUCGUGAUCAGACGAUAAAGUGUGCGGUGAUGUAUGAUUGAUUUAAUAAUCGUGAAUUGAUUCGGCGUAUACAAUGGCAAAAAUGUAUGCGUCUGCGGUUAUCGCGUUAGAAUGCAUUUUACAACGCCGUACCGGUGUUCUAUGCCAGAACGUAGAUUUUCCGCUGAUGGCGAGUGCAAAAACAACGUUGUGCAGCUUUGUAAAAGAUAGCUAUAAAGAGACAAGGAUAUCGAUAGAAAGAAAGCGCGACAGUGAGAGAGAAAGAGAUUAUAAGGGAAAAAUUAUCUGAAGAAGGAUACAAAUUGUAUGAACGUAGUUCUAGUGCAGAGUAUUCGAGUGAGUGAAUGAGAACAGUUAUGACUGAAAGCGUGUGGGAAAAAGCAUGUACGGUGAAGCAUAAGGACACUUACAUGUUAGUAGACAGUCGUGAAGCCAAUUUCCUAGAUUAAAGGACGUGGCGAAAACUCUGUGUAUCGGUAGAAAACCCCUCAUCAGAAUCGAAAGCAUAACAGAGCGAUGCGUCUAGCUUAAUGAAAAUUCAUGACGACCGACGACCGUUUACAGGGUUCUGGGGAAACUGGGCUUAGCAGUGGCAUGGUGCAUUUAUUCUGCAUCGGGAGCAGCAAAACAAUAUUCACUAGAUCCGAU